Messenger RNA from Mizuhopecten yessoensis (Yesso scallop), 3195 nucleotides. Its product is annotated as receptor-binding cancer antigen expressed on SiSo cells-like. Bases 164 to 799 code for a protein of 211 amino acids. The transcript has 5 exons. Gene Ontology annotation, cellular component: secretory granule. Lineage: Eukaryota; Metazoa; Mollusca; Bivalvia; Pectinida; Pectinidae. The record is from RefSeq and is a predicted model, not a curated record.
GUCUGUUUCUAUGGGAGGAAGUAAACACCAAAUUGACGUUGAAGAAACAAGAAACCUCCAGAUGAGAGCAGAAAUUGUGAAAGAUAAAAUGCAAUAUCUGGUGUAGUUAAGAAGAAUUUGAAAAUAAUUUGUGUAUAAAACAGGAAAGGCAAUUCCUGCCAAAAUGAUAAAGGUCGUAUGGAACAUCAUCAAGAAGACUUUUGGUUUUGUGCUGCUGAUAUGUUCUCCAUUCAAACGACUUUUCUGCAGAAGGAAGAGAAGGACAUCUGACACUGUUUUGCCUUUGACAAAUCACUACAGCAUUCCACAAGAUUUCACACAAACACCGAGUGCACCAAAACAGCCUGAAUUACAAUCUUGGGAGAAUUGGGAUCAAGAUCAGAGCAGUAAUUCAAGGUCACUCAAUCACAAUUACUCCAGGUCAAGGUCACUGUCACAUGAUCACGAUGAGUUGUCUGAACCAGAACCAGACUAUUUUCAAGAUAUGACUCCGAGAAUUAAGAGACAAAAAAAGGUUUUGAUCAAACAGAAAGAAGAGAUGAAGAAUCAGUCCAAUAGAUUUGCUAUGGCUAGUACUGCUGAUGUACCUUUAUCUGCUGGACCAGAGUUAGGCACAUGGGACGACCGACAGACUGGCUGGAAUGAUGAAGGUGAGGAAGAUUUAUCAUGGCAAGCUGAGGCUGCCAUAAAGGAACAGAAACGAUCAGAGCGUCGGGAACGAAAUUUGGAACAACAGCGUCGAAAGCAGGAAAAGGAAUCUUCUAAAAGAGAUACAUUUUCAGCUGUGAGACUUUCAUGACAUGAAGGAAUGUUAAUUUAAGAAAAAAUGGGAUUUUUAUUGUGUAAAGAUUAUGUUGUGAUUAUUUUCAAAACAUGCUAUCAUCUUCAUUGUCGAAAUUUCAUAUCACUAUGUUGGAGAAAAAUGCGAUAGAAAAUGACAACUUUAAUCAUGAUAAUAUUGAGAAAUAGGGAUGCAUCCUACUUUCUGUUGUCUCUGUAGAUUUUCAAUACAAGGAGUUACCGUUGAUCUACCUCCAUUUUGAAGAAUUACAAACAUUUUUUUUCUAAAAGCUGCUGUAAUGUAAGAAAUAUUAGGGCCACAUUAAUUUAUCGCAAUCCAAACAAUUGAACAAAUUGGACCAGAGUUGUUCGUUUAUGGAAUAAGGUUGGACCUAGUAAUCUGAUGCUGCUUUCAGGCGAGUCUUGACAAAGCCUUGCACGACCUGCAUUAACAUUUGCAGGUAUGCCAGGAUUUAUACCCGAAAAUGUUACAUUUGAAUACAGACAAGCCUGUUGAACCGGUCAUACCAAAGCCCGGGGCCUAGGUCUCCAAGGAAACAGAAAACAACUGAUUUCAUGUUCUGUCCUAAGAUUGGUCUUUCAACAGAGAUCUUUCUGAAAUCAAGUUUUUCAUGAGUGUAAUGUUUUAGAAAUUUCUGUGUGUAUUUUUAUCCUUAUAAUGGUCAUUUGGGAAAUUUUGCAAUUGAUACAUGGCAAUUUAUUUGGUGCACUGUAUGAGGGUUUGACCAUGAUGUAUGUACCAGUACACGUAUAUAUCUGAAAACAAGGGAGAGAAUCGAAAUUGUGUUCUUAUGAUAUUAAAUUGGGUUUAAAAAUUGAAUGAAACUAGAUUUGAUAUUCAUGCUUCUCUACCCAUAUUUUUUCCAGCAUGGUUUCAGUUUUGUUGAUUUCUAACAACCUUGCGGGACAUUUAUGAAAGUAUAAUAAGAAUGAAAUUAACAAAAUAAAACCAACAUUCUGAGUGUAAAAAGUCACCAGGACUAGACCAGGAUUUUAACCCUGGACUUCAGAGUGGUAUAAUAGCGCUAUCAUAGACUGAGCUACCUGGUCAGCGGAAGUGUCCUGGCCUAACUGUGCUACAGUUUUAUCCAAAACAAAAUUAAGGGGAGGUCACUGUAUAGAAAUGUGACGGAGAUUCUGAAUCCAAUGACUUUUUCUUUUUCAGUCAUUUUCUGUUCUUUUUUGCCUUCUUUUUCUGACCUGCUGACCUUAUUCUGACCUGCUGACCUUUAUCUGACCUGCUGACCUUUUUCUGACCUGUUGCUUCGUAGAGUUUGUCUUUUCUUUCCUGUCAUUCACCAAAUAUAUGUAGUUUUCCUUAUUUGGGUAAGUGGUAAUAUUCUAGUGCAUAAGUUAAACUUUGAUGAACUCUGAUACUGUCUUUAAUCCUGGCUGUGUUCAAUCUAUUCUUUUACAAAAGUUUUACAUUGCAUAGAAGCUUAAAUACCAAUACUCAAACCAAUCAUCUUUAUUUUUCCAAACUUGUAAGAAAAUCAGAGAAAAGAUUAAAUAUAUAUUGUAUGUGAAGAGGGAAUGACCUUGCCCUAUGUUAUAUGUAAAUAUUACUGUAUUUGUUUUAAUUCAUCAUAAAAUUGGUUACUGAGUAGGUCUGGUUGGUGGUCAUGGUUAAACUGGGUUGGAAUGAAAUGUGUUGGUCACAAAAAUAGAUUCAGUGAAACCUGUCUAGUCUGAAACCCUGUGGGACACAAAAUAUUGGACAGAUUAAACAGAAGGUCAGAAUACACAGGUCUUAUUUAGUAGUUUUCAUUAGAUGUGGGAUUUAAUACAACAUUAUAGGCUGAAGCUAGGUCUAUUGAAAUUAGAUUCUACUACACUCCUUUUUUUUGCAACAAUAAAAAAACAAGUCUAAUUUUCGACUGUUCCUUUGUUUUACAAUUUGCUGACUUUCAAUGACUUUCAGUUCACUUGGUUAAUUACCAUUUCCACACAUAUUGUUUGAUGUCUGGAGAACCACAUUUCCAUAUAAUUUCAUUUUGGAUGGUUUAAAAUCUUUUACUAAAGAUGCAUUGCUUAGACAUAAGGUCUAUGUAACAGAAACUUGCACUGACUUUUACAUAGACUUUGGUCAGAUAAGACAGGUUUUUACUGUAAAAUUAUUAUAUGCAAACGGUACCCCAUCUCCACCACCUUAAUUCAAAAUAACUGAUAAUCUUCUUUUGAAAUUCUUUAAAAAAAAGUUUUUAAAGGAGAUAUUGUUGGUCAUUUCCAACUUCACCCCCUUGGGACAUUAAAUGAGGGAAUAACUUAAUAGCUUAAGUUGACUAUGGUUUAGUUGUAAAAAUGUUGUUUUCAGAGAUUCUUAUGAUGAUUUGUAAAAUCAUGAUAAAUUUUGUGAAUUGUUGAAUCUCCAAUAAAAUAAUGUAAAUACUGUUA